AUGCGCCGCACCUGUAUUCUGCUCGUUUGUGUGAUCUUCCUUCUAACUCUGCUGUCGGCCAAAGGUAAUGCUGAAGCAAGGAUCCUGCGAACACUCACGACGGCUGACGGUCGAGACGCAACGAAAGAAGAGCGUGCAGUACCGAUAGUGCCAUUUCAACACGCGUUUAACUCUAACGCUUUGGACGACAUCGCGUUCUUUUUUAAAAAGAUGCCGGAGCAAUUCCAGAAAAUGAGGACUCAGCCUGAGCACCUACGGUUCGUUCUAAAGGGAUGGUAUGACAACCUCCAGAGCGUUGAUGAUAUUGUCGUCUUCCUGGCUCGACAAAACCUGAAUCCAAAAGCCAUUGAAGAAUUCAAGACAGCGUACCAGGCUUAUAUUACAUAUGCCAAGUCUAUCAAGGCUGUCCCGGCUGUUCUAUCCGUUAAAUAA
Molecule: messenger RNA, 432 nt
Organism: Phytophthora infestans T30-4
Lineage: Eukaryota; Oomycota; Peronosporomycetes; Peronosporales; Peronosporaceae
Product: secreted RxLR effector peptide protein, putative
Exons: 1
Coding region: 1-432 (143 amino acids)
Source: RefSeq, a predicted model, not a curated record